AUGUUCACCUUCUGCCCCCUGCAGGGGGCUCUUUCAGAGUCCACCGCAUCUCAGUCGCUGCUGGAGCUGGAUGGAGGCGUCAAGGUUCUCAUCGACGUCGGAUGGGACGAGACCUUUGACCUUGACAAGCUUAAAGAGCUCGAGAAACAAGUCCCAACACUGUCGUUGAUUCUCCUUACGCAUGCGACCGUCUCCCACCUCGCCGCCUUCGCCCACUGCUGCAAGAACUUCCCGCUCUUCACCCGCAUCCCCGUCUAUGCCACCCGGCCAGUCAUCGACCUCGGACGAACACUGCUGCAGGACCUCUACGCCUCGACUCCGGCAGCUGCGACGACUAUCAACCAUGGCUCCCUGGCUGAGACCUCGUAUGCCUUCACCCAGUCAGCGUCUCCUGAUGACAACUUCCUGCGACAGGCCCCAACAUCCGAAGAAAUUGCCCGUUACUUCUCCCUUGUCCAGCCGCUGAAGUACUCUCAACCCCACCAGCCCCUUCCGUCUCCCUUCUCGCCCCCGCUCAAUGGCCUGACCAUCACCGCCUACAACUCCGGACACACCCUUGGUGGCACGAUAUGGCAUGUUCAGCAUGGGUUGGAGUCGAUUGUCUACGCUGUCGACUGGAAUCAGGCCCGAGAGAACGUCUUUGCGGGCGCGGCGUGGCUAGGAGGUGGUCACGGAGGAGCCGAGGUCAUCGAACAGUUGCGCAAGCCCACGGCGCUUGUGUGUAGCAGCAGAACACCGACAUCACUGGCUCGCACCAAGCGAGACGAGCAGCUGCUCGGCAACAUUCGAGCUUGUGUGGCCAAGGGCGGCACAGUCUUGAUCCCCGUCGACUCUAGCGCCAGGGUCCUUGAACUAUCGUACCUCAUGGAGCACGCAUGGCGUGAAGAGGCAGCAAAGGGCAAGGAUGCCGCUGGCAGCCUGAGUGGCGCCCACCUCUAUCUUGCCGCGAGGAAUAUCAGCAGCACUUUACGCCACGCUAGGAGCAUGUUUGAGUGGAUGGAUGAGAGCAUCGUGCGCGAAUUCGAGGCUGGUGCUGACGGCUCCAAAAACAUCAAUGGAGACGGCAACAAGGGCAAGAAUUCAGGCCCCUUCGACUUUAAGCACCUCAAACUGCUAGAACGAAAGACACAGGUCGACCGUCUUCUUCGAAGGUCGACCGAAGAGGGGUGGACACGAGGCAUGGUCGUUCUUGCCAGCGACAGGAGCAUGGAAUGGGGCUUCUCCAAGGAUGUUCUCAAGUCCAUUGCCCAGGACUCAAAGAACCUCGUGGUGCUCACCGAGAAACCGAACCUCGGCUUACAGAACACGCCGUCGAUAUCCAGGACACUGUGGGAGUGGUGGAAAGAGCGCCGAGAUGGUGUCGCGGCCGAGCAGCUAAGCAACGGGGAGACUCCCGAGCAAGUCUACGGGGGAGGGAGAGAGCUCGAACUCGCCGAGGCACAACGGGUGCCUCUGGAUGGGAACGAUCUGACCAUCUACCAGCAGUGGCUUGCUACGCAGAGGCAAUUACAGGCCACGCUCCAAACCGGCGGUGCCACCGCUCUCGAGGCAGUUGGAGAUGGCGUAGACGACGCAUCAUCCGAAUCAUCCACGGAAUCAGAAGAAUCGGAGACCGAACAGCAAGGCAGAGCUCUGAACGUGUCGACGACUAUGGGACAAGCAAGCCGGAAGAAGGUGGUCCUGAAGGACGAGGACCUGGGCAUCAAUGUCCUGGUGAAGAAGACAGGUGUGCAUGACUACGAUGUGCGUGGGAAGCGAGGCAGGGAGCGAAUAUUCCCCAUCCCCGUACGAAGGAAAAGGACCGACGAAUUUGGCGAUCUUAUCCGACCAGAAGACUUUCUUAAAGCGGAAGAGCGUGAUGACGACGGGCAGGAACCAGGAGCCGUAAAGAAGGAGGAAGUCGAGGGCAUUGGAAAGAAGCGAAAGUGGGAUGACCUCGGCAAAAAGGCCAACACCACCAACAAGCGGCCCCAACUGAACAGAGCCGCGUCCGACGAUGUACCUAUAGCCGCCCCUUCGGAGGGCUCCGCAGCCUUGGUCGUCACCAAAGAGACCGUCCCUAUCAACCUCCGCAUCGCAUUCGUCGACUUCAGUGGCCUGCACGACAAGCGAUCCCUCAACAUGCUGAUCCCGCUCAUCGAGCCGCGCAAGCUCAUACUCGUGUCUGGCAACGAGGAGGAGACGAUGGCACUUGCGACAGACUGCAAGAAGCUCCUGGGCGCCGAGAUAACCACUGCUGACAAUGGCACGACGACGGCCGAGGUGCUGACGCCAGGCGUGGGGGUGCCGGUAGAUGCCAGCGUAGACACGAAUGCGUGGGUCGUCAAGCUGGCCGACCCACUCGUCAAACGUCUCAAAUGGCAGAACGUACGCGGCCUGGGGAUCGUAACCGUCACGGCGAGGCUGGUGGGCGCAGAGGGCAACGCAGACACGCACCCGCACCUGCCCGGGGCGACGGAGGAGGAAGCCGCCCACAAGCGCCUCAAGACCGAGGGCGAAACCGAGGCCAAGGAUGGGUCCGACGAGAAGGCGUUGGUGCCGGGGGUGCCGGUCGUGCCGACGCUGGACGUGCUUCCGACGACGAUGGCGUCGGCGUCGCGGUCAGUGGCGCAGCCGCUGCACGUUGGCGACCUGCGGCUCGCGGACCUGCGGCGGGCGAUGCAGACGGCGGGCCACACGGCCGAGUUCCGGGGCGAGGGCACGCUACUGAUCGACGGCGCGGUCGCGGUGAGGAAGAGCGCGACGGGGCGGAUCGAGGUGGAGAGCAUCUGCGUGCCGGCUGCCGCCGGGGCGCCGCAGCAAGGGGGCACGUUCUGGGCGGUCAAGAGGAUGAUCUACGACGGCCUGGCUGUGGUGGCCGGGGCUUAA
Diaporthe citri is the source of this 2868-nucleotide messenger RNA. RefSeq lists its product as uncharacterized. Gene Ontology annotation, biological process: mRNA 3'-end processing by stem-loop binding and cleavage. The coding region runs from base 1 to 2868 and encodes 955 amino acids. The transcript has 3 exons. Gene Ontology annotation, cellular component: mRNA cleavage and polyadenylation specificity factor complex. Lineage: Eukaryota; Fungi; Ascomycota; Sordariomycetes; Diaporthales; Diaporthaceae. Gene Ontology annotation, molecular function: RNA binding. The record is from RefSeq and is a predicted model, not a curated record.